Molecule: messenger RNA, 468 nt
Organism: Gamsiella multidivaricata
Lineage: Eukaryota; Fungi; Mortierellomycota; Mortierellomycetes; Mortierellales; Mortierellaceae
Exons: 1
Coding region: 61-351 (96 amino acids)
Source: RefSeq, a predicted model, not a curated record
UCUCCAUCCAUCACUACAACUUCCUAUCCUCCCAGCUCAUAACCACCCCUUCAAACAACCAUGUCCAACAUCGACAAGAUCACCAACACCGCCAGCUCCUACAUCGGAGGCGCCAAGCAGACUAUUGGCGAGACCAUCGGUAACGCCGAUCUCGCCGCCGCCGGCGCACACCAGAAGGCCCACGCCGACACCUCCCUGAAGAUCGCCGAGGCCAAGCUCCAAGCCGAGAAUCUCGGACACAGUAUUGAGAGCAACAUCCAAAAGAACGCCGGAUCUCCCGCAGAAGACAAGAGCCUCGAGGCCAACGGACGGGCCAGCAUCGCACUAGGCAGCACCGGGCACAACGUCUAAGCCUUUGGCACUAACGCCGCCAUCAUUAGGUGACCUCUAGCCAGCAGCAGUCGCCCGACUCUUAUUCAGCCCAUCGCACCAAUUUCAUUGUACAGUUGUAAUAAAUUCCGAUUCCAC